GGCAGACGAUCGGACUGUGUUAUUAUUUUUGGGUCUAGUUUUACAAUCAGACAGCUUCCUCUUUGGGUGGUGUUGAAAUGUUAAACCAAAGGUGCCAGAGCUGAAGAGAAUGUAUGUGACGUCCACCCGCUCACCUUGACGUCUCAUGGGCGUGCCACGUGUGUCAGCUAUUGAUUGUGCAUGAGAAAGUGGUGGAGAAUUGACAAAGCACACAGCCGAGAGCACUGGCUAGAUUUAUGACUGUUAAUGUUUGUUGUUGAACGUUUUACUUCGCCCAUCGGAAGCUAUGUUCCACAAAAAUGAAGACAGAGUCAUGAAGGAUCCAAGGAUUUCUUCAGGCAGACUUCCUUGCCAGCAAAUAUCUGCUCCUUUAGUCAGGGUGAAGAAGCCAGGCUCGCUUAUCAGAUGUUUCCACUUGCUGCAGACACACCUGGUGGUCAUCGUUGUCCUCUUAGCAGGGCAAGCCUCCUGCAACCAGACCACUACAACUCCUUCCCCUUUUACUGUUUCUACUACAGCUCCACAAAUAUCAGUAUACUACUUUGUUGACAUUACGGUGGAUGUCACUGGACAGAGCAAGAACGAAUCUGAAAUCAUUGCCUGGCUCAAGCAGGUUUUCAGCACCAAGCUGGAGAACUGCGUGCCUCCAAACCCUCCAGAAACUACUGCCACACCGACCUCCCCACAAACUACACCUGCAAGUACUGUCAGUGAGACAACACAAGUGGCCUCAUCAACACUGAACACUUACAACAGCACAACAACUGCAGUAACCACAUUACAGAGCAAUAGUACAGGUGCAACAUCCACGGCCUUAGAAAGCAACAGCACUACAGCAGCAACACCCACGGGAGGCAACAACUUCACAACCACUGCAACAACAUUACAAGGCAACGGGACAACUACAACAGCAACACCAACAGGAGGCAACUUCACAACCACUGCAACAACAUUACAAGGCAACGGGACAACUACAACAGCAACACCAACAGGAGGCAACUUCACAACCACUGCAACAACAUUACAAGGCAACGGGACAACUACAACAGCAACACCAACAGGAGGCAACUUCACAACCACUGCAACAACAUUACAAGGCAACAGGACAGACUACAACAGCAACACCAACAGGAGGCAACUUCACAACCACUGCAACAACAUUACAAGGCAACGGGAAACUACAACAGCAACACCAACAGGAGGCAACUUCACAACCACUGCAACAACAUUACAAGGCAACGGGACAACUACAACAGCAACACCAACAGGAGGCAACUUCACAACCACUGCAACAACAUUACAAGGCAACGGGACAACUACAACAGCAACACCAACAGGAGGCAACUUCACAACCACUGCAACAACAUUACAAGGCAACGGGACGACUACAACAGCAACACCAACAGGAGGCAACUUCACAACCACUGCAACAACAUUACAAGGCAACGGGACGACUACAACAGCAAUACCAACAGGAGGCAACUUCACAACCACUACAACAACAUUAGCAAGAAAAAGAAAACGGAAAAGAAGCUUGAUACGUGUAGCUCGGGACGUUAGUGGCAAUGGGACACAAAGCAGUUCGAACACUAAUGUCAUAAAUACAACGGGCCUAUUUCAAGGAAUGGAAGUGUCAUGCGUGACAAAAACUGAAAUAAGAAACACCACGUGCUCUGUGACGCUGAAGCUGAGUCAGGCGGUGUCUUCAUGUUGUAUCCUCCGCACUCUCUGCGCAGCCACUAACACUUCAUCUGAUUUUUACGUGCUGGGGAAAAAGGCAGAUAGAGUGGGUGAGCUUCAAAAUGUGUGCAAUAACAGCAGCACAGUAGAAAACAGCUGCAUUUACACUGGUCAAGACAACGCAGCAUGUAAUGAGUCUGCAGCUGCCUAUGUGGUUCCACCAAGUAAUUCAACUAACUGCAGUGCAGGCAACAUCACCACGAGCAACUGCAACUGCUCCGACUACUGCAGUGGAUCAGAUGCAUACUACACUUUUAACAUUUCCAUACAAGAUCCCAAUAUAAACUAUUUAAAUGUCACCAACCUGAUUUCUCAGCUGCGACCUUGCUCUCCAAGUGUAGAAGGUCUAUGUCCAGUGUCCAUUAAUGCAUCUGAGUACAAGAACGCAAACGUGGCAUGUGCAAGCACGUCAACAAACCUUCAAAGCUGUAGCGUGAUUCUGGCCUUUGCCCGUGAGGUCCCCGUCUGUGAUGUAGCAAAUGCUGUGGUGUAUCUGCUUCAGUCUAAGGAACAAAUCAGUUUCAGCGGGCAUGUGAUCCGAGCGGCAAUUUGUGGAAAUUUACAAGCCAAUGUCAGCCUGCAGUCUGAGUUCACAUGGGUCAGCACGGACAUAAAGCCUGCAGAUUUCUGUGCUGCAGCAAAGUCUAGCAGCCUCACUUGUCAAAAACAAAACAAUGUGGUUAUGCAGCUGCAGGACAGUUGUGAUCUUCAAAACGUGUCUACCACCACAACCAGCCCAAAUGUGACAACCGUGCAACCAAACAGCACUGCCACCAGCACCACCAACAACAGCACUGCCACUACCACCAGCUCUGCUAAUAGCACUACAAUUGCUGUAAAUGCAACUUCAAUGCCGCUGAAUACAACACAAGGAGUGAAUCUAACCACCACCACCAGUGCUGCUAAUGUCUCAGUGCCAGCAACAGUCAACACUACUACAACUACAGCUAUCACUACCGCUAAUAACUCAAGUACGGGUAACACAACUACAACCAAGUCUCCUACACUCACCGUUACUACAGCCACCACAAAUCCGAACACUUCUGUGACGACAACUGGAAGUACAACAACAAAUUCGUCAGCAGCUGAGGCCCAAGCCAACGCACUGCUUGACGAGACGAAAGACGUGUCCAAACUGAACUCCAGCCAGGUGAAUCAGCUGGUGUCUAAGCUGGAGGCUCUGUUAUCAGGCCCAAAUGUCAGCAUAGGGCUGGGGAACACAUCAGUCAACAUUGUCAGCAAUCUCCUGGGUGCUUCUCCAUCUGUGCUGUCACAGUCCUCCAACAGGAUAAUAGGGAUCGUUGAUACAGUGGGGCUCAAGCUGGUUGUUGGAGGGACGGCUCAGACCAUUUUGUCCCCGGCUGUUGCUCUGUCAGUGACACCAGCAGAUGGCGCCAACUUUCAGAAAACAACUUUUUCCAUCUCAAGCCCCACCAAUGUGGAGGUCCGUGGGAAUCCCAGACUGAGAAGGAGCGUGACAACAAACUCCUCGAUCCCUCAGGGCUCCGUCACGCUGCCUGCCUCUCUCACUCAGAAUCUCACAUCUCAGGAACAGCAGCAAGUCUCCAGACUUCAGUUCAAUUUCUACCAGAAGAGCACCGUAUUCCAGGACAAAUCCCUGGGAGUACGCAGGCUUAACAGCGGGAUCCUAGGAGCAAGUGUCGCCAACCUGUCAAUCACAGGACUCCGAGACAAUGUUAUAAUCACCCUAAAAAACCAAGAGCCUAUUCCGGCAAAUUUUGUGGCAACGUGUGUUUUCUGGGACUUUGCAUUAAAUGGUGGAUCGGGUGGCUGGAGUUCAAAUGGCUGUUCUGUCCAAAAUAGCACGGACAGUGAGACAAUUUGUGGCUGCAACCAUUUAACCAGUUUUGCCAUCCUGCUGGACCUCUCCAGGCAGCCUAUAACCAGUCGUGUCCAGAGCACCAUCCUUACCUUUAUCACAUACAUUGGCUGUGGAAUCUCUGCUAUCUUCCUGGCUGUCACCAUCCUCACCUACUUGGCCUUUGGCAAGUUGCGCAAAGACAUCCCAUCCAAAAUCCUGAUCCAGCUGUGCUUUGCGCUGCUCCUGCUGAAUCUGGUCUUCCUGGUGGACGCCUGGCUGGCGCUCUACCCAGACGCCGUGGGCCUUUGCAUUUCCACUGCCUGGUUCCUUCACUACUUCUUGCUAGCUGCCUUCACAUGGAUGGGUCUCGAGGCCGUCCACAUGUACGUGGCACUUGUGAAAGUCUUCAACGUCAAUGUAUCGCACUACAUGCUGAAGUUCUCGCUGGCUGGCUGGGGUAUCCCGAUGAUCGUGGUCAUUAUUGUCAUUGCAAUUGACAAAAACAACUACGGUCUCAUUUCCUAUGGAAGGUUUAGUGAUGGCACUACUGAUGAGUUCUGCUGGCUGAAAAAUGACAUCGCCUUCUACGUGGCAGUGGUGGCCUAUUUCUGCGUCAUUUUUAUAUUUAACUUCAUCAUGUUUAUUGUAGUUAUGGUCCAGCUGUGCCGGAUAAAAAAACAAAACCCUCAAAAUCUCCAGCACCGCAGCACACUGCAGGAUGUGCGCAGUGUGUUGGGGAUAACCAUCCUGCUAGGCCUCACAUGGGGCUUUGCCUUUUUUGCCUGGGGGCCCGUUAACCUGGCGUUCAUGUACCUCUUUGCCAUCUGUAACUCCCUGCAAGGUUUCUUUAUAUUCGUGUUCCACUGUGCAGUGAAGGAAACCGUGAGGAGGCAGUGGAGGAUCUAUCUGUGCUGCGGCAAAAUGAGACUAUCUGAGAACUCAGAAUGGAGUCGCACUGCAACACAGAAGACUGCAAAGAAGUCAUCGCUGACCAACAACACAUCUCUUCAUUCCAGUACCUCACGUGGCAAUAACUCUUCCAGCUCCUCUUUCCUCAACAGUGACAUUUCAGAACAGAGUGAUGGGAUCGGUAGCCCAUAUGCAGACAGAGUAAUCACAGCAGAUGAAGACUCAAAUAUGGAUGUGGUCCUCAACGAGAUCAACAUGCGGCACAGACACUCACAAACUUCUUGAUAGUGGAGGGACAAAGCCGCCUCUCUCAGCGCUCAUAUAUAUAUAUAUAUAUAUAUAUAUAUAUAUAAAGAGCGCUAUAUUUGUACAAUAUAAUGUAAAUUUCCCCUAUUGUAUUCUUACAGAUAUUCUGAACACUAAAGUAUUAUAUAUUAUUAAUAUUCAAAGUAAAUUAAUUUUACUAAUGUAACCCACUAAAUCUUUCACACAGACCUACAUUUCUAAUAAAAAAAAUUAAGUUAAUAACAAAGAUUUCACUUUUAAAACAGUGUUGAAAUGUAUGCAUGCUUACAUAAUUGCUCUAAUGGUCUAACAAACAAAUUUAAAAGCACCUAAAGUAAAGUAAGAUGUUUUGAUGUGUCACAGCAGGGGAAGCAAAGCUGUAUUAAUCAUGCUGCAUUUCCAGUUAGUGUCCAAGAGAGCCGUGACAAUGUAAACAGCAUGCACUUAAGCAGGAUGUCUGGAAAAGCCAUUGGAGCGUUUACCCUUGAUACAAGACUUUAGAUUCUGACUGAUCGGACAUUUGGUGGCACACAUACUGUCUUUUACAUUCAAGGGAAAUUAAAGUUUUCACUGGUCUCUAUUGCAGUGCUGUAAAAAGUCCAACCUUACUGCUUCCAAAGAAACUAAUAGGGCAAAUAUCAGCCAAAUGCACUUGAUUAACUGGUCAUCAGAAAGUUUGAGCACCUCCAUUAAAGCAGAAGCUAGGUCUCUGCUGGUGGGGCAAAAACACUCGACUCUACAGGCGUUGGUAUGUUCAGGUAAUGACAGUACAGUUAGAAAAAAGUCUGAACCAGUAUGACUUGUUUGGAAGAGUUCCUGAGAGGAAGUGUGAUCUCUAGAAAAAGAAUACAGCAACACAGCUUAGGUUUGCAAAGUUGCAUCUGGGGGAAAAAACAAAAAACCCCACAAGAUAUGUCCUUUGGUGCUAAUACGCCGUGUUUGGUUUUCACCAGAGAUGGCACCGUGUAUUAUGGCCAAAUACCUCAUACCAUUGUCAAGUACGGUGUUGGAAGGGUGAUGAUUUGGGCUUGUUUUGCAGCCACAGUACCUUUGAAUCAACUAUGAUAUCCUCUGGCAUAUGUUCAGGACAAUAGAAUAGAAUACAGCAGAAUAAUGAAUUGAAAUCUAAUCUAAGGAAGUAUUCACCAACAGCAAAGAUGGUAGUAGAAGUAAAAGUUCCCUGGAGGGACCUCCCAAUGUCAGACCAUGCAAUACUCAAACUGUGAGAAACUUAAAACAAAACGGACUCUACAGGCCUCAGCCUGUUAAAUGCUAAAGACUGAACAAGUAUGGCUUGUUUGGAAACAUUGCUAGCAGAAAACUUUCUCCGUAAAAAGAAUAUAGCCGCACAUGUUAGGUUUGCAAAGUUGCAUUUGAAUGAGUAAUAAGAGUUCUGGAAUAACAAUUCUGUAUACAGUACCAGAGUACUCUGGAGUCAAACUGAUAAACAUCACUAGUUAACUACUGGGUUAAAUGGUACACCAAUUAAAUUAAACCAGUUGGUAGUUUACCAGAGUUUUCAUAACACACCACCACUAGUAUGGCAUCUGUGUAAACUAGUGGAAAAGUGGCAAAUGGCGCCAGAAGACUAGUACAAAAGGAAUUCAAGCUAGCGUUAAGCACUAACAAAGAACAAAAUAUGCGAGGAAACUAAAACCUGAUGUGAAAGUACAGAAUAAAUAUUGAAUUUCUCUUAUUUGGACAGAUUUUGUUGGAAGCAGCACUGAAUACAACAGUCAUGUAGCUUCAGCCAGAGUCUGUAAUCAUUUGUUUUUUUAGUGCAAGAGUAGUCAAAUCACUUUUAAGAAACAAGACUUGAGAAGUGAUGAAAGUAAGGAUGGUUAAUCUUAUAGCCUCAUGUCACAGAAUGAGAAACCCAACACAUUCUAAGCAAAUGCAAGAGCUGCUGCUGCAGUUUGACAUUUUUAAACCUCUGCCUUAUUUUUUUUUAGAUUUGAUUAGUUAAGCUUUAAGAUUUUGGCUGACAAACUGGUACUUUAAGUUUUGGACAAAUAUUAGUUCUUACGAGGAAAAACAGUCACGUUUCCUGUCUCUUGCAUUUUUCUUAAGAUAACAGUGAUCAAGAGGAAUGAGUCAAACACCACAGGUAUGUUCCCCCCAAAAACAGUUUAAUCAUAGAUGGUCAAAAUCAUCUCAAGCAGGAAAGGACAGCAUUUAAUGAAAUAACGAAUAAAUAAAUGUCCCACAGGGUAGAUCAAAUGUGCAUUGUACUGUAUAUGCAAGCUACAUUCACCGUUCUUUACGUGCACCUAAUACAGUCUUAACAAAAACUUUAUCAGGAAAAAACAAAAAGGUGCCGAUAAAACAUGACAAAACAGCACAAGCAGAGGUGGUGGUAACUUUGGAGAAAUAGUUUCCCUUUUAAAACACUUUGAUUUAAGCCCCUCAGUCCCGCUGGGCGUGACCACCUUAAUACAACCUGAAAGAAAUCACAUUUGAAAGGCAGCAACAAAAAUGAAGCAUAAAAGUGACACUUUGGGUAUGCUGCACCUGUGCACUGGCUCACGCAGAGGCACGUUCAUUCAACUUCAUAACUCAAGAUUACAGAAAAUGAGUACAUAUGUAUGGGAAAUGAGUUACUCCACAUUAUCAGUGUAUAAAAAUCAGUGUUCCAACAGCUCCUUCAGAGCACAUGCAAGUGGACAUUUAUAAGAAGAAAAAAAAAAAAACCUCAAGUAACAAACAAUACAACUGACAAGUUGUAAAAUUAAAAGAA
Messenger RNA from Haplochromis burtoni (Burton's mouthbrooder), 7493 nucleotides. RefSeq names its product adhesion G-protein coupled receptor G2. Gene Ontology annotation, biological process: cell surface receptor signaling pathway; adenylate cyclase-activating G protein-coupled receptor signaling pathway. Gene Ontology annotation, cellular component: membrane. The record is from RefSeq and is a predicted model, not a curated record. The coding region runs from base 287 to 4756 and encodes 1489 amino acids. Lineage: Eukaryota; Metazoa; Chordata; Actinopteri; Cichliformes; Cichlidae. The transcript is spliced from 30 exons. Gene Ontology annotation, molecular function: G protein-coupled receptor activity.